AAAAAGUGAGGUACCGUACAUAUUCGUACGUAAUUUAUUUGUUGAAAUACUCAUGCAUUUUGUGACCCAAUUAAAAUACAAAUAAAUUAUAGAACGAAAAAACACGAGUCAAGUAAAGAUGUCUGCAUUAGUAUUCAAAAUUAAAAGUAAAAACGGACAGCAAGUUUUGAAAGAUUUGACCUCAGAAAGUACUGUGGGCGAAUUGAAGAUGUUUUUGUCCAGCAUAUCCGAUAUUAGCAUUGAAAGAGUUAAUAUAUUAUGCGGGUACCCUCCUAAGGCAUUAGACACGAGUGAUAAUAGUAAAACAUUGAGUGAAUUAGGACUAAAAACUGGUGAAACUUUGAUUGUGGAAGAAAAAGCUGUGACCAAGAUUAAUGCGACGCAAACCGAGACACGACCUUCCCAGAACGGAGUAGAGUCUCAUGAAACAAUAGAAUCAUGUCGACCUGGUAUAUUAAUGAAAAAAGUAGUUCCUUCUGAUAAUUCAUGCCUUUUCACUAGCAUAGGUUUUGUUUUAAAUGGUAGCAUAGACACAUCAGUACAUACAUUAAUGAGGCAAAUAAUAGCUAUGGAGGUGGCCAGUGACCGCGACACAUACAAUGAAGCAAUGCUUGGCAAACCAAACGCUGAAUAUUGCGAUUGGAUACAGCAGCCCAGCUCUUGGGGAGGAGCGAUUGAGGUAGCCAUUUUAUCUCGAUUUUACGGUUUAGAAAUGGCGGUGGUCGACACUCUAAAUGCGAUCAUCAACAGAUUCGGCGAAGAUAAGAAUUAUGGGCAGCGCGUCUUUCUGCUCUUUGAUGGAGUUCAUUACGAUCCACUCUAUUUAGAACAAUCCGACGGCGGACUUCAAACGAUAUUCCCGGCCGAGGAUAUGGAGGUUUACCGGGAGGCGGAGCAGCUAGCUCACGAAGCGAAAUCCUCGAGACAGUUCACUGACCUUAACAAGUUCACGCUGAAAUGUAUGAUUUGUGACAAGUUCCUGACCGGGCAGGCGGAGGCGCAGAAACACGCUAAAGAGACAAUGCACACUAACUUCGGGGAGGUCUAGCGAAUAGUUCACUCGUAGUACAAACGAGUUGCGAUAUUUCAUAAUAUUAUUAUUGUUUUGGUUACAUAACACCCGUGUCCGCAUAUAUACGUUUUGAAAUGUAUUUUAAGAACCGCCGUGAAAGGGCGGACUUAUGAUUUUGAAUAUUAAAUAAAGUUUGUGAUUGUUAA
Bombyx mandarina (wild silkworm) is the source of this 1218-nucleotide messenger RNA. RefSeq names its product Yod1 deubiquitinase (gene Yod1). The record is from RefSeq and is a predicted model, not a curated record. Gene Ontology annotation, molecular function: cysteine-type deubiquitinase activity; protein binding. Gene Ontology annotation, cellular component: cytosol; nucleus. NCBI's taxonomy places the organism in Eukaryota, Metazoa, Arthropoda, Insecta, Lepidoptera, Bombycidae. Gene Ontology annotation, biological process: ERAD pathway; protein deubiquitination; endoplasmic reticulum unfolded protein response.